This is a messenger RNA of Pteronotus mesoamericanus, 2623 nucleotides long. RefSeq names its product vitrin (gene VIT). Gene Ontology annotation, cellular component: interstitial matrix. NCBI's taxonomy places the organism in Eukaryota, Metazoa, Chordata, Mammalia, Chiroptera, Mormoopidae. The record is from RefSeq and is a predicted model, not a curated record. Gene Ontology annotation, biological process: positive regulation of cell-substrate adhesion; extracellular matrix organization. The transcript has 15 exons. The coding region runs from base 227 to 2242 and encodes 671 amino acids.
UGUAAAAUGUGCUUUUCAAAGGGCUCAGAGGUUGAUGGGAAUGUUUGAUUAGCUCCUCUGAGAAGAAAAGGUGCUUGGACCUCUUGUUGUUGUUUCUUUUUUAGAAUAAUUUGGAUGGGAUUUGUGAUGCAGAAAAGCUUAAGGAAAAAAGGAUAUCCAUUCUGUGUGGUGAAAAAUUCUUGAAAAAAAAUUGCUCUCUUCAAACAAGGGUGCCAUUUUGAUAUUUAUGGGUAUUGUUGUCCUCACUAUGAAGGCAUCUGUUAUUGAAAUGUGCCUUGUUUUGCUGGUGACUGGAAUACAUUCAAACAAAGAAGUGACAAAGAAGGCUAAAAGGCCUAAAUUCACUGUGCCACAGAUCAACUGUGAUGUCAAAGCUGGAAAGAUAAUCAAUCCUGAGUUUGUUGUGAAAUGUCCGGCAGGAUGCCAAGACCCCAAAUACCACGUUUAUGGCACAGGCGUCUAUGCUUCCUACUCCAGUGUGUGUGCUGCUGCGGUUCACAGCGGUGUGCUCGAUAACUCGGGAGGGAAAAUACUUGUGCGGAAAGUAGCUGGACAGUCUGGCUACAAAGGGAGCUAUUCCCGUGGCGUGCAGUCCUUAUCCCUGCCACGCUGGAGAGAGUCCUUCAUCGUCGCAGAAGGUAAACCCCAAAAGGGCGUAACCUAUCCAUCGGCUCUUACAUAUUCAUCGGCUAAAAGCCCAGCUGCCAAAGCAGGUGAGCCCACAAAAGCCUAUCAGAUGCCGUCAGUUCCAGGGACAACCACACAGCCAGUCACCAUGACACAGGUACUGGGGACCACCCCAGUGGAAGACACUCACACCACCUUGCCAAAGCCAUCCCCAUCCAUGGACUCGACCACCAGCAACCCCAGACCACAGCCCAUAGGCCACAGGAGCCUGGAGCUGGAUCUCUGGUCCACCACCACCUACACAAGCAGCAAAAACAGCCCCCGUGCCAACCCAGGGGACGCGGACUUGUGGAAACCUGGACUGGUGCUUUUAGAUGCAGGAUUUGUUCCAAAAGAAGAAUUAAGCACACAGUCUUUGGACCCCAUAUUUCAGGGAGAUCCAAACUGCAAAAUUGACUUGUCAUUUUUAAUUGAUGGGAGCGCGAGCAUUGGCAAACGCCGAUUCCGAAUCCAGAAGCAGUUCCUGGCUGACAUUGCCCAGGCUCUUGACAUUGGCCCGGCGGGUCCGCUGAUGGGUGUUGUUCAGUAUGGAGACAACCCUGCUACCCAGUUUAACCUCAAAACUCACACGAAUUCCCGAGAUCUGAAGACAGCCAUAGAGAAGAUCACCCAGAGAGGAGGACUGUCUAAUGUAGGCCGGGCCAUCUCCUUCGUGACUAAGAAUUUCUUUUCCAAAGCCAAUGGAAACAGAGGCAGUGCUCCCAACGUGGCCGUGGUGAUGGUGGAUGGCUGGCCCACCGACAAGGUGGAGGAGGCUUCGAGGCUCGCGAGAGAGUCAGGAAUCAACAUUUUCUUCAUCACCAUUGAAGGCGCCAUUGAAAAUGAGAAACAGUACGUGCCGGAGCCCAACUUUGCAAACAAGGCUGUGUGCAGAACAAAUGGCUUCUACUCAAUCAGUGUGCAGAACUGGUUCAGUCUCCACAAGACCGUGCAGCCCCUGGUGAAGCGGGUCUGUGACACCGACCGGCUGGCCUGCAGCAAGACCUGCUUCAACUCUGCCGACAUUGGCUUUGUCAUUGACGGUUCCAGCAGCGUGGGAACAGGCAACUUCCGCACAGUUCUCCAGUUUGUGGCCAACCUCAGCAAAGAGUUUGAGAUUUCAGAGACGGACACGCGCAUCGGGGCCGUGCAGUACACCUACGAGCAGCGGCUUGAGUUUGGGUUUGACAUGUACAGCACCAAGCCUGACAUCCUCAACGCCAUCAAGACGGUGGGCUACUGGAGUGGUGGGACCAGCACGGGAGCCGCCAUCAACUACGCCCUGGAACAGCUCUUCAAGAAGUCCAAGCCCAGCAAGAGAAAGUUAAUGAUCCUCAUCACUGACGGGAAGUCCUAUGAUGACAUCCGAAUUCCAGCCAUGGCUGCCCAUCACAAGGGAGUGAUCACCUAUGCAAUAGGCGUCGCCUGGGCUGCACAGGACGAGCUGGAAGUCAUCGCCACUCACCCUGCCAGGGACCACGCCUUCUUCGUGGAUGAGUUUGACAACCUCUACAGAUUGGUCCCCAAAGUCAUCCAGAAUAUUUGCACAGAGUUCAACUCGCAGCCUCGGAACUGAGUUCAGAGUAGGCAAAUGCUGCUUUUCUGGAGACUCUCGGACAACCCCAGUGCUUAUGGGCACAUACAGGGCAGCAAGGCACAUAGGGCUUGAGAAAUGCUGUGUUGUUCUGAUUCUUUGCCAGCGUGGGUUCUUCCUACUUCAAAACUUGGAGUUAGAGAGAUGAUCAUAAGUGUGUAGAGUGAGCCAAAAUGACACAUCCUUUUGAAGGUGCUGAGGGUUUUACAUUGUGACAACUGUUUUCAAAAUAACAGAAUAGAGUACAGCACUUAUGACAGGCUGAACCAAAGCUUUUGUGAGGUUUUUAAAAAGUUUUUUACUUCUCAUGAGAAUUCUGUAACCCUCAACGAGUUUCAUUUUUGUUAUGACAAUACAGGAAUU